UUCGACAAGUUGCUGAUUGGCUGGAUGCCAUGUGCAAGUAGGGCCACUGUCAAUCAAUACAGCGUGGACUUGUGGUUGAUUUGGCCAGAGAAAAAGAAGUACUUGAACGUGCUGGACGUUUAAGUUGGAAGGCUUUUCGUGUUCACAAAGCUAACUGCGUUUAAACUAAGAACUCUAUCCUCAGAUGUACUAUCUCGCCAUUGCCGCGAGAGGGCACUUGCAGAAUUAACGUUCGUAAGUAGGAAAAAAAAACUGGGCUAGUUAGCGUGGAACAACAUGAGUUGGCGUUGAGCCUACCUGAGUAUUUCGUUUUCUGUUAGGACGUCCGUCUCUUCCUGUUGUGUAGUUUUAUUCUAGCUGCAACCGUGGCCACGCUGGACCGAGAUUACUCAAUCUACCACCCAUUUGGGGUGGUCAGCUCGGCUGUAGGUGCAGGCCAGCAUCACGGAAUCGAGCACGAACUGAAAAUGACCGGUGGUCUUCCGACAAUCCAUAGUCACACUUCUCUACCUAUGGUUACUAGUCCUUCGCCCAAUUCCUCACCCUCCUCGCUUAGUUACACACAAAGUGGUAACGACUGUGGAGGCAGUAGCAACAAAAACAAGAAGGACGCAGAUAGAGUGAAACGACCGAUGAACGCCUUCAUGGUGUGGUCUAGGGGUCAGAGAAGAAAGAUGGCCCAAGAAAACCCCAAGAUGCACAACUCCGAGAUCAGCAAGCGGUUGGGAGCUGAGUGGAAAUUACUUUCGGAGGCUGAAAAACGACCUUUUAUUGAUGAAGCCAAACGACUACGAGCAGUGCAUAUGAAAGAACACCCAGAUUAUAAAUACCGCCCUCGACGGAAAACCAAAACCCUCAUGAAGAAGGAUAAGUACCCAAUGGCUACAGGGCUGCUCUCAACCGAUGGCCGGGCUCCCACUUCUGCCGUUCAGCAGGUCAGCCGUGAAAUGUACCAAAUGAACGGCUAUAUGCCUAACGGUUAUCCCACUAUGAUGCAGGAAGCAUACCAGCAACAUGCGGCGGCGGCGGCGGCAGCUUCGUACGGGUCUCAGAUGGUUGCUAACAAUGCCCUUUAUUCACGAUAUGAAAUGGCCCAACUGUCCACGCCAAUGACCACGUGCUCUAACAUAAGCAUGCCUUACAUGAACGGUAGCUCCAACUAUUCUAUGCCCAUGUCCUAUUCACCCAUGCAAACCACGAGUCCCAUGCCUGCCCCGUGUCCCAUCAAAUCGGAACCCAGUCACAGUCCUGGCGUCCAGACCCCGCCGUGUGCCAUGACAGCAGCAGCCGUAGCUGCAGUGACAGGAAGAAGACCGGGAUGUACUUCUGAUCUCCGUGAUAUGAUCAGUAUGUAUCUGCCGGGCGAUGGCAGUGGUGACCCCAAUGUCCAGAGACUUCAGCUUCAAAGUCACUAUCAUCAAACCGACCCAAUCGGGGCUGGCACUAUGCCUUUAACACACAUGUGACUACUAAGUGAAUUUAUCUAGCAUAUUAUCAGUCCGAGGGUAUAUUCACAGGUGGUGAGAGAUACAAGAAGAUUGAUGAAUGACCAAAGGCUAGCUUGUGCGCAAGUGGUGAUUAUAAAGAAAUAUCAUGGCCAGAAAAAUAUUGUACAGUGUCUAUUUCCUUGUCUUGUUUCAGUCACGCUUGGGCUGCACAUGGGGAAACCCACACCGAGGUCCAAAUUCGUAAGUGCGUUUCAUUCGUAGUUGUAUAUAUAUAUAUACACACAUAUAUAUAUAUAUAUGUGUGUGUGUGUGUGUAUGUAUGUAUAUA
Messenger RNA from Limulus polyphemus (Atlantic horseshoe crab), 1776 nucleotides. RefSeq names its product transcription factor Sox-3-like. Gene Ontology annotation, molecular function: DNA-binding transcription factor activity, RNA polymerase II-specific; RNA polymerase II cis-regulatory region sequence-specific DNA binding. NCBI's taxonomy places the organism in Eukaryota, Metazoa, Arthropoda, Merostomata, Xiphosura, Limulidae. The record is from RefSeq and is a predicted model, not a curated record. The transcript has a single exon. Gene Ontology annotation, biological process: anatomical structure morphogenesis; regulation of DNA-templated transcription; cell differentiation. Bases 468 to 1466 code for a protein of 332 amino acids.